GCGCCCCCCAGCCCCGGGGGUCUCUCAGCCCUGCAGGACCCCGAAUGCUUCGCCCACCUCCUGCGUUUCUACGAUGGCAUCUGCCGCUGGGAGGAGGGCAGCCCCACCCCCGUCCUGCACGUGGGCUGGGCCACCUUCCUCGUGCAGUCCCUGGGCCGCUUCGAUGGGCAGGUGCGUCAGCAGCUCCGAUUGGCGCCACGUGACCCCGCCCCCGCGGAUGACGCCGAGGAAGGGGGCGGGGCCGCCGGAGGGGAGGAGUCACGUGAGGGUCGGCGCCGCCCCCCACGCCGCGAAUCCCGGCCGGAAGCUCCGCCCCCCGCCAAGCGCCCGCCCCCAGCGCGGGGCGGGGCCUCCGGACAGGGAAGCGGGGCUGCGACACAAGGAGGCGGAGUCUCUGAGCAAGGGGGCGGGGCCUCUGCCUCAGGGGGCGGAGCUUCGGGAGCCCCCGGGUUGGCGCUGGCGUUCCGCAGCCAGAAGAUGCGCGGGAUGCAGGAGCUGCUGCGCGCCCCGCGCCUCAACUCCAGCGCCAUCAAACUGCAGCUCACCGCGCAGUCCCAGGUGCAGCCGCGCCGCAACCGCGCCCCGGGGGGGGCCUACUCCGUCGCCUUCCUGCGGCGGGCACGGAAAGGGACCUAGGGGGAGGGGGGUCCUGAGCGUGGCUGCGGCUCUCCGUGCGGCCCGAAGGGGGUGCUGCCGCGCCGCCCCGUCCCGUCGCCAUCCCGCACGCGUACGUGGACUGAAACGUUCGCUGUGUUUCACUGAACGCACGUUCCGCCGCACGCACGUGUGGUACACGCGUGUUUUCCCUUCAACGUGGCCUUAGAGGUGAGGUGGGUCCGCCCAACCCCCCCCAACGCGUGCCCCACGUGAGCGGCUGCGCUGCCCCACGCGCCCGUUUCCUUCCCUCGCGGCCAUAACCGCCUGUCAGACCCCCCCCCCGGUCACGUGUUUCCUCUCACGUGACUCCGUCCCCGCGUUCGUAUCCUCCGUCCGACCUCUACGUUCAGCCCCGCCACGUGACCCCCCGCAUCCAAUAAACAAAGCCUUUUUUUUU
Molecule: messenger RNA, 1054 nt
Organism: Lagopus leucura (white-tailed ptarmigan)
Lineage: Eukaryota; Metazoa; Chordata; Aves; Galliformes; Phasianidae
Gene: MEN1
Product: menin 1
Exons: 3
Biological process (GO): regulation of transcription by RNA polymerase II; negative regulation of cell cycle; negative regulation of cell population proliferation
Cellular component (GO): nucleus; chromatin; histone methyltransferase complex
Molecular function (GO): transcription cis-regulatory region binding; chromatin binding; Y-form DNA binding
Source: RefSeq, a predicted model, not a curated record